Molecule: messenger RNA, 3048 nt
Organism: Misgurnus anguillicaudatus (oriental weatherfish)
Lineage: Eukaryota; Metazoa; Chordata; Actinopteri; Cypriniformes; Cobitidae
Source: RefSeq, a predicted model, not a curated record
GUCAUGUGACAUUGGUGUUAUCUCUCUGUAUGUUUGUUUAGUUUAGUGUUUAACGUUAGUUGUUCUCCUGUCGGUCCGUGAGUUUAUGGGUGUGACGGCUGUUAGUCAGACAAACGGUCAGAGAUCAAGAAUUAAACGCUUAUAUAACUUUACUGAUCUGAUCUUUAUUAACUCCAAACCUACAGCAACAUGAAGACGAUCUCUUUGCUCUUUUUCAUCUCUAUAUUUAUCAACAGUGUGUUUGGUGAUGAAGUGAAGUCAGUGUCAGUGAUGGAGGGAGAUUCUCUUACUCUACACACUGAUUUUACUGACACACAGGCAGAUGAUGUGACAAUAGUAUGGACAUUUGGACCUCAAAAAUCUACCAUAGCUAAAAUCAACAGCGAACCCAAAGGCAAUAAGAUCUCAAUAUAUGAUGAUGUUCUUGAUGGGAGAUUCAGAGACAGACUGCAGGUGAAUAAUCAGACUGGAGAUCUCACCAUCACAAACAUCACAACUCAACACACUGGAGUUUAUGAAAUACAGAUCACUGUCAGAAGUAAGAUUAUACAAAAGCGUUUCAAUGUUAAUGGUGUGAUUAACCCAGAAUCAGAUCAACUAAAGUCAGUGUCAGUAAAAGAUGCAGAUUCUGUUACUCUACACACUGAUGUUCUUGAUAUCAAGAAAUAUAAUGUGAUACAGUGGAAAUUUAAAGGUAUUCGUAUAGCUCAUUUCAAUAAAUCAGCCAGUGAAAUAUCAGAAGAUGAUGACAUUCAUGAUCAAAGAUUCAGAGACAAACUGCAGCUGGAUGUUCAGACUGGAUCUCUUAAAAUCAAGAACAUCAGAACGGAUCUCUCUGGACUUUAUGAAGUAGAGAUCAGCAGCACCAGCAGCAGUUAUACCAUACAUCAGUCAUUCACAGUUACUGUCAGUGGUGAAGUGAAGUCAGUGUCAGUGAUGAAGGGUGAUCCUGUCACAAUAAACAUUGAUGUUCCUGACAUUAAAACCUAUGAUCGGAUACUGUUGGUCUUUGGGUGUGAUGACAAACGGAUUGCUGAUGUAAAUAAACAGAACAAACAGUUCACUCUAGAUAAGCGAUUCAGAGAAAGACUGACACUGAAUGACCAGACCGGAGAUCUCACCAUCACAGACACCAGAAAUGAAGAUACUGGACUUUAUGAACUGAAGAUGAGCAGCAGUAGACGAUCCAUUCAGAGGAGAUUCAGUGUUAGUGUCAGUGAGCAAGGUCUGUCUCCGGGUGCUAUAGCAGGAAUAUCUUUUCUCUUCAUCCUACUUGCUGCUGCUGCUGCUGGUGGUGCUGCUGCUGGUGUGAUUUAUUAUCGCCGUAAGAUCACUGAAGCAAAACAACAACUGGAUGAAAUACAACCAUUGAAAGUGUAUGAGGGAAAAUCUGCUGAUCUGAAGACUGAAGUUAAAGACAUACAGAGAGUUGAUCUGAUAGAGUGGAGAUUUGGAGAAACUCUCAUAGCUCAAAUCAAUCCUGCCAAGAAUAUCUUCAGUACAUAUGAUGGUGAUGAUGGUCUAUUCACAAAUAAACUAGAGCUUAAUCGUCAGACUGGAGAUCUCACCAUCAAAGACAUCAGUGAGGAACAUGAUGGAGUUUAUACACUGAAGAUCAUCAGAGAUGGAAAAACCUCAUACAAGAGAUUCAAUGUGUUUGUCAGAGAUGAAAUAAAAACAUUGGAAGUGUAUGAGGGAGAAUCUGUUGAUCUGAAGACUGAAACUGACAUACAGAAAAUUGAGAAGAUAGAGUGGAGAUUUGGAGAAACUCUCAUAGCUGAAAUCAAUCCAGCAAACAAAAGCCCCACUACAUCUAAUGAUGAUCUAUUUAAAGAUAAACUGAAGCUGAAUCAUCAGACUGGAGAUCUCAACAUCAAAGACAUCAGAGAGGAACACACUGGAGUUUAUAAACUGAAGAUCAUCAGAGAUGGAAAAACCUCAUACAAGAGAUUCACUGUGUUUGUCAGAGCUUAUGCAGGUAAAAUGGAGAAAGUCUCAGUGAAUGAGGGGGAGUCUUACACACUGAAGAAUAAUCUUACUGAAAUAAAAAGAGAUGAUGUGAUAGAGUGGACAUUUGGAGAUGAUAAAACUCUCAUAGCUGAAAUCAAUCCUGCAAACAAAAUCUUCAGAACAUAUAAUGGUGAUGAUGAUCUAUUCAGAGAUAAACUGAAGCUGAAUCGUCAGACUGGAGAUCUCAACAUCAGUGACAUCAGUGAGGAACACACUGGAGUUUAUAAACUGAAGAUCAUCAGAGAUGGAGAAACCUCAUACAAGAGAUUCAGUGUGUUUGUCAGAGGUGAAAUAAAAUUACUGGAAGUGUAUGAGGGAGAAUCUGUCGAUCUGAAGACUGAAGUUAAAGACAUAAAGAGAGAUGAUCUGAUAGAGUGGAGAUUUAAAGAAACUCUCAUAGCUGAAAUCAAUCCUGCCAACAAUAUCUUCAGUACAUAUGAUGGUGAUGAUGAUCUAUUCAGAAAUAAACUGGAUCUGAAUCCUCAGACUGGAGAUCUCAACAUCAGUGACAUCAGAGUAAAACAUAAAGGAUUUUAUAAACUGAAGAUCAUCAGAAAUGGAAAAACCUCAGACAGGACGUUCAAUGUGUUUGUCAGAGAUGAAAUAAAACCAUUGCAAGUGUAUAAGGGAGAAUCUGUUCAUCUGAAGACUGAAGUUACUGACAUAGAGAGAGUUGAGAAGAUAGAGUGGAGACUUGGAGAAACUCUCAUAGCUGAAAUCAGUCCUUCAAACAUGAUCCUUACUGCAACUCAUAAAUUUAAAAAUCUAUUCAAAAUUAAACUGAAGCUGAAUCAUCAGACUGGAGAUCUCAACAUCAAUGACAUCAGAGAGAAACAUGAUGGAGUUUAUAAACUGAAGAUCAUCAGAGAUGGAAAAACCUCAUACAAGAGAUUCAGAGUGUCUGUCAGAUCUUCCAAAAAAGGUGUUUCCAUGAGGCAAAUAGGAGGAAAUUCAGUGGGGAAGGGAGAAGAUUCAGUGAUUCAGAUGGAGAAUCAGCAGUUGUUGCCAGUCAGCAGCAGUGAUCUUCCUCUAAUGUAA